Messenger RNA from Danio aesculapii, 3856 nucleotides. RefSeq names its product translocase of outer mitochondrial membrane 70 homolog A (S. cerevisiae) (gene tomm70). The transcript is spliced from 12 exons. Gene Ontology annotation, molecular function: protein binding. NCBI's taxonomy places the organism in Eukaryota, Metazoa, Chordata, Actinopteri, Cypriniformes, Danionidae. Bases 50 to 1789 code for a protein of 579 amino acids. The record is from RefSeq and is a predicted model, not a curated record.
GCGCAUGUUCUUCUGUGAGUUUGCGCGUUAGCUGGGUGCUGCUGCGUGGAUGAUGGCUGCAUCGAAGCCCGUAGAGCCUCAGUCUGGGAGUGGGCUCCCCCGCUGGCAGCUGGCACUCCUGGUGGGGACUCCGAUCGUCCUCGGUGUCGGAGCUGUCUACCUGUGGAAUCGAAGUCGCGCCAAGGAAAAGCAGGGGAAAAGGAAUGGAGAGAGGAAAACCCCAGAAGGAAGCGCUAGCCCUGUCCAGGGCCAGCACGGUGCGACAAAUCCAGAGCUGGAGAACCUGAGUCCCCUUGACAGAGCACAGUCUGCCAAGAAUAAAGGCAACAAAUACUUCAAGGCUGGCAAAUAUGAUCAUGCGAUCAAGUGCUAUACAGAAGCCAUUGGCCUAUGUCCCAAAGAAAAAAAAGCAGAUCUGUCCACCUUCUACCAGAAUAGAGCUGCAGCGUAUGAGCAACAGAUGAAAUGGACAGAAGUGAUACAGGAUUGCUCUCAGGCAGUUGAGCUGAAUCCUCGCUAUGUAAAAGCACUUUUCAGGCGUGCCAAGGCACUGGAAAAACUGGAUAACAAAAAGGAGUGCUUAGAAGAUGUGACGGCUGUAUGUAUUCUGGAGGUUUUCCAGAACCAGCAAAGUAUGCUUCUGGCAGACAAGGUGUUGAAACAGCUGGGAAAAGAAAAGGCCAAAGAAAAAUACAAGAACCGGGAGCCCCUUAUGCCAUCUCCUCAGUUCAUCAAAUCCUACUUCAGCUCCUUUACUGAUGACAUCAUUUCACAGCCCCUACAGAAGGGGGAAAAGAAGGAUGAGGAUAAAGACAAAGAGGGUGAGGCAUCAGAGGUCAAAGGAAGCUCAGGCUAUCUAAAGGCAAAGCAGUAUAUGGAGGAGGAGAACUAUGAUAAGAUCAUCAGUGAGUGCACAAAGGAGAUUGAGUCUGGAGGCAGAUACUCAGCUGAAGCUCUUCUGCUAAGAGCCACGUUCUACCUGCUGAUCGGCAACGCUACAGCAGCACAACCUGAUCUUGACCGUGUCAUCAACAUGGAUGAUGCCAGCGUGAAGUUGCGUGCUAAUGCGCUCAUUAAACGUGGAAGUAUGUACAUGCAGCAGCAGCAGCCCCAGCUCUCCACGCAGGACUUCAACAUGGCUGCAGAGAUCGAUCUCCGUAAUGCAGAUGUCUAUCACCACAGAGGACAGUUGAAGAUUCUGCUGGAUCAGGUAGAGGAGGCUGUGGGAGAUUUUGACGAGUGUAUAAAACUUCGACCAGACUCUGCACUUGCCCAAGCACAGAAGUGCUUUGCACUUUACCGACAGGCCUACACCGGAAACAACCCAUCCCAGGUUCAGAAAGCCAUGGAUGGUUUUGAGGAUGUCAUUAGGAGGUUUCCAAAGUGUGCUGAGGGUUAUGCUCUGUAUGCACAGGCAUUAACUGACCAGCAACAGUUUGGUAAGGCAGAUGAAAUGUAUGAUAAAUGUAUUGAGCUAGAGCCUGACAACGCCACAACAUAUGUUCAUAAAGGUCUGUUGCAGCUUCAGUGGAAACAGGAUCUGGAAAUGGGUCUUGAACUCAUUAGCAAAGCCAUUGAAAUUGACAAUAAAUGUGACUUUGCAUAUGAAACAAUGGGAACCAUUGAAGUCCAAAGAGGCAAUCUGGACAAGGCUAUAGACAUGUUCAACAAGGCCAUUAACUUGGCCAAAUCAGAGAUGGAGAUGGCCCAUCUGUAUUCCCUCUGUGAUGCUGCUUAUGCCCAGACAGAGGUGGCCAAGAAGUAUGGGCUCAAGCCUCCCACGCUAUAACUCUUGCUUCCUUUCACCACUCUCAACUGCCGGGUCAGAAUACAAGUCCCAUCACCCAAGUUUUUUUUGUUUUUUACUUCAUUAUAAAGAUCAUCGUUACCAAUGAAAAGGAAGUCGGAACAGGUUCUGCUACCACACACUUACCAGUUUUGAGGACUGGAAGAAAAUGAUGGGGGAGCAGAAAAAGGAGAUGUGAAAAAUAAAAAAGCUUGUAAAAAGACUGGUGGCUGCUCUGUUGGACAUAAUCAUCAGACGCAUAGUUUACAUUCUCCUUCGUUGAGUAUGGUUUAGACUAUCUCACAACUUACAGACAGCUCUCACUUGUCCAUGUUCAGCUCUUUUUGCCAAUUGUGAUAAAUGUGAAACUUUUUGAUUUAAUAAUCUUCAUUUCGUGGCAUCUAUUAACAUCUUCCGUCAGUAAUUACUUUUCUUUCUUUUUUUCCACAUCAACGCACCAGAUUUAUUUAGUUAAUUUUGCAUAUACCAUCAGCAGGACUGCUUUACAGAUUUGAGAUUUGAUUCUAUAAUGUGCAAAUGUUUUGUCUUGUCACUGUCACAUCCUAGCAAUCAUAUUUGCAUUCUUUGGAAAUGCAAGAUUAAAGUUUUAGUUGAUGUUUCUGUUGUAAAUCGGUUAGUUCUUGGUGUGUCGCUGUUGUUUUGACACUGUUUAUAAGAUGGGGUUAUUUUUGGGUAAUUUGGCAAUGCAGUCAUUCAUUUCUGCUUAUUUUUAUCAUUGGGUUUUGUUUUUCUUUUUUAUAUUCAGUGCAACUGUGGGAUUUAAAAUAUACAAUGCAAAUUAUAAAGUAAUGUCAGACAUUUUCAACCUACUUUAAACAGCGAAAACUGUACAGUUGUUGUGUAAGGUAAUGUAGCUGAAGUAAUUUAAAAGCCUCUCAGCCCUGUACAAGGAUUUUGCUGUGAAAUUGUUCUUGUCUCCAAACUGAAGCACUAAAAUGUUAUGUUUUGAAAAACAAUUGUCUGUAAGAAACGUAAUGUUGCAAUUUUGUGCAAAAACAUAAAUGCAUCUUGAAACGUUAUGAAUAUAAAACGUUACCAAAAUGACAUUCCUCCCCUUUAUAUCUUGCAAACUGCACAUAUCUGAUUUUAUUUCUUUAGUUCCUCUCUGAAAUAAAAAUAUCAUUGAGGCAUAUUUCUGAAGAAUUGACUCCCUUUUUGGAAAAAAAAAUGGAAUUAAAAUUAACACAACAUAUAUAUAUUAGUUCUCCCUCCAUACUCAUUUUUUUAUUUAAUAUUUGUCAAUUCCUGACCGAUAUUUUUGUAGUGGCAUGUUCUUAAAUACAUGCACUACAUGUGUGUUCGGAUGUGAAUAAGAUGAAAUUCUAAGUGGCUGUUAAAAAAAAUGCUUCUGUUUUCAUUUAAUUAAUGAACGGUAGCUUUACUGAUUUUAAUAAAAGACACUAAAAUAUUUUUCUUUAUCAAUGCAACCAUUGCUUCUUUCCCAUAUGCAUUCAUUCAUUCUAAAUUAAAAUUUUAAGUUUGCUGGAUGAUGACAAAACGUCAUUGCUGUCUGAAUUACUUCAGAUGUUUUACUAUAUUGUAGCUCAUUUUUUUAAAUCGUUGUCGAAUGAAUGUUACACAGUACAGGGCUCUGCCUUUACCGUGACCAGAACUAAUUUACAAUAGGAUGUGAUCAAUUGCCUAUGCAUGUAAACAUGGAUCAUUGAAUAUUGCCUAAUAUGUAAAUGUUUACACAUGCUUGCUUAUUUUUUUUUCCAGGCUGAUAAGUUAGUAGCAGUGGUACAGACCAGUUUUGAGGGAACAAGUCAUUCCAGCCUGAUGCAUGUUAAAAAAUCACAAAUGAUAAAUAAAUAAAAAGUAUUGAAUUUCAAAUAAACUGUGCAUUGCAAGCUAAUUGGCACCAUCUAAAGGUUAAAAAUGGAUUUGUUGUGCUUAAUCUGUUGAAAGUACCUGUGCAAAAAUGACACCUCCUAAAAAUAAAUAAAACAAAAGGGGAAAAUGUGAUGUCAGUGAAGUAUUUCUGUGUAAUAAUAAUGUAUGAUCACAUCAAAUAAAGAAGCAAGUUGUCUACCAAUGUUUAUAAAGUUA